This is a messenger RNA of Enterobius vermicularis (human pinworm), 1265 nucleotides long. The record is from the annotation of a GenBank genome assembly. NCBI's taxonomy places the organism in Eukaryota, Metazoa, Nematoda, Chromadorea, Rhabditida, Oxyuridae.
AUGGGGCCUUUCGAGGAGCAUCAUCGGUGGUCGCAAAAGCUUGAAAAUGUACUGGAAGAUCGCGAUGCUCUUGAGGCAUUCAUAAACUGGAUGAAAAACGAAUCGCCAUUCGCUGAACAUCCGAUCAGGCUCCAUUUUGCUAUCAUCGCAUACAGAAAUAUGUGUGCAGAAAAGAAUCAUCGUACGGUAGAACUGGGCAAGAACUUACAUCGUAGAUAUGUUAGUGUCAAUACGGGACUUUGUACAUUUCUUCCUGAGGAUGUGAGAAAUGAAGUUAGUUUGCGCGUUCAUUCUUUAUCAGAAAGCGACCCAGAUCCGACUGUUUUUGAUUGUCUGAUUCCGUACUUAAAUACAUUUCUUCGCAAACAGCAUGCGCAAUUCGUUUCUUCCGAUGAGUUCUUCAAAGUUUAUAAUCAGGUAGCAGAUAGUUCAGCAAAAUCGUUAUUAGGUCCACCAACUAGCAGUAGUUUUCGAGGAAAACCACGUAAAUCUUUCACUUAUCAACCUAUCUUAACUGCUGAAAUGCUUUUAAAAACGCAGUACGUUCGGGAAAAUACUCUUGGUGAGAGUGAAGUGGAGAAGCUUUAUCCUCCAGCUUCAAGAAUGCCUUAUGUUUGUAAUGCAACGACGAGUAAAAAUGACUCAGCUGUAUCUUCUACAUUUUCAAGUGCUGCAAACAAUCAAAAUGCUGUUUUAAAACUGAGCACUAUUCGUGAGGAGCAAAUCAGAGACAAUCCUACCACUUUGACGUUAGCUAGAUUAGAAAAAUUGGAUUGGCCUACCAGUCAUGAUCACAAUACCGAAGAAGGUCGAAAAGCGUUUGCUGCUGCUCUUACAAAGAAAUUAAAUCGCCUUAGCGCUCAGCGUAAGCGGAAUGAUGUUAUGAACCAGCAGCUGCGUAAUAUUGAGAAUAGGAAAUGCUCAGCUCGUGAAGUUGUAGCAACUUCGAUAGAGCCGAGUGUUGCGGAGGACGAAGAUGAAUUGGAUAAAUAUUUAAGAGAGAAAAUGGCUGAUAGUUCAAGCAAGCCGUCUCCUUCUUACCAUACUCCAGACCCAAACAGUGUUCACUCAAGUCGUUUUCGACGGAAAUCAAAGUGGAGCUCGCCGGAUAGAGCCCAAUACAAUGUUGUCACACCUGGGGUGAAUUCUUUAUAUAUUAGCAAUCCUUACGGCUCUAACGGGUUUAUGCCUUCAUCUCAGAACAAACAUGUUAAAAAUCAAAAUUUGAACAGCGCUACGAAACACUUCUCUAAAGAAAGGUAAAA